AUGGAAGAUGAACGCAGAGACAAAGACAAACACGCAACAAAAUCUGACAACUCAGGGACCCAAUUAAAAGUUCUUAUUGUAGAUGAUGAUAAGGUUGUUCGACUGACUCACAAAAUGCUGUUGGACAGAGUUGGGGUAAAAGAUCACGUUGCUGUGGAAAAUGGCAAAGAAGCAGUUGAACUUCACAACAAUGGUCAAAGUUUUGACCUGAUUCUCAUGGACAAGGACAUGCCAGUCAUGAAUGGAACUGAGGCAACAAGGACACUUCGUUCAAUGGGCGUUAGUUGCAAGAUCUUUGGUGUGUCGUCAUCAACCUCUAAUCAGAUAUAUGUAAAAGAAUUUGUUGAAGCAGGGCUGAAUGGCUUCUACACAAAACCCUUGACUGUUAAAAUUCUUGGUGAAAUUCUUGAGAAGAUUAAGUCAUGA
Molecule: messenger RNA, 426 nt
Organism: Vigna angularis (adzuki bean)
Lineage: Eukaryota; Viridiplantae; Streptophyta; Magnoliopsida; Fabales; Fabaceae
Product: two-component response regulator 24-like
Exons: 2
Coding region: 1-426 (141 amino acids)
Biological process (GO): phosphorelay signal transduction system
Source: RefSeq, a predicted model, not a curated record